AGAGACAGAGCAUGAACGGGGGAGGGUCAGAGAGAGGGAGACACAGAAUCCGAAGCAGGCUCCAGGCUCCGAGCUGUCAGCACAGGGCCCGACGCGGGGCUCGAACUCACGGACCUCGAGAUCAUGACCUGAGCCGAAGUCGGCGGCUUAACCGACUGAGCCACCCAGGCGCCCCAGUCACUCUUCUUUUCUUUAUCCUCCCCCGCCUCGUUCCCCACCCUCCUUAUUUCCUGGCCCGCCUGCAGCCCCUAGCCCUGUCCUCUCAGGCAGGCUGGCCAGCAAGGAACGUGUGGAAGUUCUUACGCUUACGGUGCGCGAGACGCUGAUGGCGCCAGCAGAGCUCUGCCUGAGGUUUUACCUCUGUCCUUUUAUUGACUUUGUUUUCCCCUUUCUUUCUACAUACUAAAGAACAUGUGUGUAAACGUCAGUGCAGCACAAACGCACGUGGUAAAACUGCACGUGUGGACCCAGGCUUUCAGCAGGGUAUUGGGAUGUCACCCUCAGGGCUCCUUUCUGUCCAGCCCGCUGCCCUUCAGCAUCUCUCAGUCACCAUUGGACUUAACCCUGGUUCAUGCCUUCUGUCAGUUUACCGUUUGGCAGCUUCUUUUUCUUCGUUACCAUUUUGCAGGGGUUCUUAGAAUAUUCUGGCUGUUGGCAGUGUCGCGCGUAUCUUCUCCCAGCGUGUGACUUCACCCUUCCCUUUCUUUGUAAGGUGUCUUUGAUGAACAGAAGUUCUCAGUUGGAAUGUAGUUGGCUUUAGCAGUCUUACAGUUUGUGUUUAGUGUUUUUUCAAUCCUAUUUGAGAAAUCCAUCCCCUCUUCCACUGCCACCCAGUCCCAAGGUCAUAAGGCAGUUCUCCUGUAUUGUCUGCUGAAACUUCAAGUUCUGCCUUCUGCGUCGCAUCUGUAGCCCCCCCCGGGGCUGACUUGUGUCUGUGGUGUGUGCGGUAGAGGACUGCGAGCGUCCUUCCCUUUGGGUGACCUGCUGUCUUAGGCCGGCCACUGACUGGUCCCUCCUCGCCCCCCAGCUGGAGAAGCUGCUGCUGUCACAUGUCACACUUUCCAAUCUGUGAGCAUCUGUUUCUGGGCUGUCCUGAGCCCCAAAUGCUGCUGCUUCUCAUUUGCUUUAAGGACUAGCCCAGGACACGUGCAGGUGUUUUGUUGUAGCAAUAGCCUUGUUGGUAGUAUUGAGAGGGGGAAGCAUUCCACCUGUUCUAGCAGCAGGGCGCGAGCUGAGUGAUAAAGCACAUCAGUACAGGGAGAUACUCUGCAGCUGACAGAGAUAGAUUCACUAAUAUGGACGGGUGUUGACAAUAUAUCUCGACAGAAAAAAUAGUAAGUUAAAGUACGGUAUGUGCACUAUGAUUUCACGUUUAUAAAAAGUUAAGAAACGUGCAGGUUAAAAAAAAAACAAACCCACCUCCCAUUUUUGCUUCCUCCCAUCCCGGUCACAUUUGGGGUGCUGUACUCUGGCUUCGCCCUGGCAGGUCCUCCUCCGGCUCCUCCCAGUUGGCAUCAUCAGUGUGUCCUCUUGGGUUUUUUCUCCUCGCCCCUGGCCUUGUGCCCACUUUCUUCUAUCCUCCUUUUGGGUUCCCGCCUCCUUUCUGCACCCGAGCCGGUGUCCUGGGAUUCCCUGUUCCCCGCGCCUGCUCUCCUUCUGCCUCUCCAUACGGGCCUCAUUGAAGCACCUCCCUGUUAAACCUUCUCUCACGCCCUGACCUCUUAUCCGCAGCCAUCUCUCCGCUUAGCUGGCCCUGGCAGCAUUGAGGCCCUUGUGGCAUGCCCCAGACGAAGCCCCCAUCCCCCUACCCAUGAGACCUGAGUCCUCCUUGCCCCUGUCUGUGGCCGUCUUCUUCCUGUCUCCCUCCCAGAUGCUCAGUGUUGCCGGUUGCCCUCUUAUAAGAGUUUCUGGAGUGUUCUGCAUGCCUCCAGAUUUCCCUCCCCCUUUCCUCCACACUGUGGCCAGAACCAUCUUUCCAAAGUGUACAUGAGGGCCGGAGACCGACAGGCCUGACAAUCAGUGAUCUGAGAGCAGGUUUGAGCAGGGCUCGCGGGGCCUGCUCUCGCCUUUCCCUGCCCACUGGUUUGAAGCCUCUUUAAGGGCAUUUCCAGAGCUGCGUUCCUCAGCCCUUUGUUCCCGGGCAGGAUGACUGGAGACUUGAACUUCCCCAACAGCAGGUGCCCGGGUAGUCUCGCCCAUGGGCCAGGAGCGGUCUGUCUGCUCACUGCGGGUGGCCGUGGCGCCCGGGCCGAAGACUGCUGGUUUCAUCCCUGGAGUCCAGCCUGGGGAUUUCCUGUUUGGAGGUGGGCAUGGGGCUCGCUUUUGCACUCUACCUGAUUCUCAGUGCCUGAGUGUGUUUCAAAUCGGUCCUUUCUUGUUCCUGAUGGUAAUGAAGGUGCCCUGGAUGGCUGGAAGGACAGAGUGGGCCCUUUUGUUUGUGCACGGAACUUGACCAAACGGUUCUGGGAGUCUGGCCGCCCAGCACGCCCUGAGCGAGCUGUGCUGGAGUCUGGGGUUUUGACUGCUGGUUCUCCGCUCUGUUGGGCAUGAGGAGGAGCCCUGCCAGCUGAGCAGUGUUUCCUGUGGGUGCCAGUUACAAGCUGCCAAAUGCAAAACAUAGCAGAUUAUUCAGGGGUGUUAUUUUCUUGACCACUUUUAGUUCAUUGCUUUUGACUGAGUGUUUAAAAAUAUUCUGCAGCAUAUCUGUAGUAUUCUCGAGCAGCGAAUCAGGAGAAGAGACACAGUUUCUGAGAAAGCUUCAAAGAAAUACUGGUCUUUAUCUUUUCCCCAGCCUUUUCCGCUGAAACCCACCAGAGUCUUUUUCUGAGUGCUCUUGUUCUAUAAAUAGAACAGCGGCCCUCCUCGGGUAGCCCAAGAUCGCAGCUCUCAUCCGCUUUCUGAAAGAUGUGUGUGUGUGUGUGGUGGACUGGAUUGUGUUUUAAUUUUUCUUUUCUUUUAUGUGUGAGAUGUGUGGCGGGAGAUGCAAGAAAAAAUACUGCAGCGUUUAUCUUUUAAAAAUAACUUAUUAUAACUUUUCUGGGUCGGAGCUUGUUGGUUUUGUCGUCGUCGUCUUUUUUUUUUUUUUUUUUUUUUAACUUUGCAUUUAGGGAAGAGAUGGAAGUGGUGACCCCCCCUGCAGAGACCGUCAUCAAAGAGGGGAUGCUGACCAAACAGAACAAUUCAUUCCAGCGAUCAAAAAGGAGAUACUUCAAGCUGCGGGGGCGGACGCUGUACUAUGCAAAAACGGCCAAGUCCAUCAUAUUUGACGAGGUGGACCUGACAGAUGCCAGCGUGGCUGAAUCCAGCACCAAGAACGUCAACAACAGUUUCACGGUCAUCACUCCAUGUAGGAAGCUCAUCUUAUGUGCUGACCACAGGAAAGAGAUGGAAGACUGGAUUGCAGCGCUGAAGACCGUCCAGAACAGGGAGCACUUUGAGCCUUCCCAGUACAGCAUGGACCAUUUCUCAGGGAUGCACAACUGGUACGCGUGUUCCCAUGCGCGGCCGACCUACUGCAACGUGUGUCGCGAGGCUCUGUCUGGGGUCACGUCGCACGGACUGUCCUGUGAAGUGUGCAAAUUUAAGGCCCACAAACGGUGUGCUGUGCGUGCAACCAACAACUGCAAGUGGACCACGCUGGCCUCCAUCGGGAAGGACAUCCUCGAGGAUGAGGACGGGAUCGCCAUGCCGCACCAGUGGCUGGAAGGGAACCUGCCCGUGAGCGCCAAGUGCACGGUGUGCGACAAGACGUGCGGCAGCGUGCUGCGCCUGCAGGACUGGCGCUGUCUCUGGUGCAAGGCCAUGGUGCACACAUCAUGUAAAGAGUCCUUACAGACCAAGUGUCCGCUGGGCCUGUGUAAGGUGUCGGUCAUCCCGCCCACAGCGCUCAACAGCAUCGAUUCUGACGGCUUCUGGAAGGCCACAUGCCCUCCGUCCUGCACGAGCCCGUUGUUGGUCUUUGUCAACUCCAAAAGUGGGGAUAACCAGGGUGUGAAGUUCCUCAGAAGAUUCAAACAGCUGCUGAACCCUGCCCAAGUGUUUGACCUCAUGAACGGAGGACCACACCUUGGCUUACGCUUAUUCCAGAAGUUUGACACAUUCCGGAUUCUGGUUUGUGGUGGGGAUGGCAGCGUUGGCUGGGUGCUCUCUGAGAUUGACAGCCUCAAUCUUCACAAACAGUGUCAGCUGGGAGUGCUGCCCCUCGGCACCGGGAACGACCUGGCUCGUGUGCUAGGCUGGGGCUCAGCCUGUGAUGAUGACACCCAGCUCCCGCAGAUCUUGGAAAAGCUAGAAAGAGCCAGCACCAAGAUGCUGGACCGGUGGAGCGUCAUGGCCUACGAGACCAAGCUGCCCCGGCCGGCCUCCGCUUCCACCGGCACCGAGGACUUCAGCGAGGGCUCUGAGGUGCAACAAAUCCUCUUCUAUGAAGACUCAGUGGCGGCCCACCUUUCUAAAAUCCUGACCUCAGACCAGCACUCGGUGGUGAUUUCCUCAGCCAAAGUGCUCUGCGAGACGGUGAAGGACUUUGUGGCUCGGGUGGGGAAGGCCUACGAGAAGACCACAGAGAGCUCGGAGGAGUCAGAGGUCAUGGCCAAGAAGUGCUCAGUCCUGAAAGAGAAGCUGGACUCUCUCCUCAAGACCCUGGACGAUGAGUCCCAGGCCUCGUCCUCCCUGCCCACCCCGCCCCCCACCAUCGCGGAGGAGGUGGAAGAUGGAGAUGGGGCGGGCAGCGGCUGCGGCUCCACUGGGGAGCGCUCGGUGGGGUCGACGUGCCCCUCCCGGCCGCAGAUAUUCCGUCCACGGGAACAGCUCAUGCUCAGAGCCAAUAGCCUGAAGAAAGCCAUCCGGCAGAUCAUAGAACACACAGAAAAAGCUGUCGAUGAGCAGAACGCCCAGACCCAAGAACAGGAGGGGUUCACCUUAGGUCUCUCUGAGUCGGAAGAGAGAAAAGACCCGAAGGAUGACAGAGUGUGUCCCACGGAGAGCUGUGGGGUUGCCAAGGCCAGGAGCCUCCGCAAAGUGUCCAAAUCCCCAUGUGAGAAGCUGAUAAGCAAAGGAAGUUUGACACUGGGCAGUUCUGCCUCUCUUCCUCCCCAGUCAGGAAACCGGGAUGGGCUGCCUGCACUGAACACCAAGAUCCUGUUCUCGAACGUUCGGGCUGGGAUGUCUGGUUCCUUGCCUGGAGGUUCAGUCAUCAGUCGCCUGUUAAUUAAUGCUGAUCCCUUUAACUCGGAAUCAGAAAACCUAGAGUAUUACACGGAGAAGUGCGUCAUGAACAAUUAUUUUGGCAUCGGCCUGGAUGCAAAGAUAUCCCUGGACUUCAACAACAAGCGUGACGAGCACCCAGAGAAGUGCAGGAGCCGGACCAAGAACAUGAUGUGGUACGGAGUUCUUGGAACCAAAGAGCUGCUGCACAGAACCUACAGGAACCUGGAGCAGAAGGUCCUGCUGGAGUGUGAUGGGCGACCCAUCCCGCUCCCCAGUCUCCAGGGGAUUGCUGUCCUCAACAUUCCCAGCUAUGCCGGAGGGACCAACUUCUGGGGGGGCACCAAGGAAGAUGAUACUUUUGCAGCUCCGUCAUUCGAUGAUAAGAUUCUGGAGGUGGUCGCUGUAUUUGGCAGUAUGCAGAUGGCCGUCUCUCGCGUCAUUAGGCUGCAGCACCACCGAAUCGCCCAGUGUCGCACGGUGAAGAUUUCCAUCCUGGGGGAUGAGGGCGUACCUGUGCAAGUGGACGGAGAGGCCUGGGUCCAGCCUCCGGGAUACAUUCGGAUCAUCCACAAGAACCGGGCACAGACGCUCACCAGAGAUCGGGCGUUUGAGAACACCCUGAAGUCCUGGGAAGACAAGCAGAAGUGUGAACUUCCUCGCCCUCCGUCUUUCUCUCUGCACCCGGAGAUCCUGUCUGAGGAAGAGGCCACGCAGAUGGACCACUUCGGGCAGGCGGCGGGAGCCCUCAUCCACAGUAUCCGGGAGGUAGCUCGGUCCCAUCACGACAUGGAGCAGGAACUUGCCCACGCCGUCAAUGCCAGCUCCAAGUCCAUGGACCGGGUGUACGGCAAGCCCAGAGCCACAGAGGGGCUGAACUGCAGCUUUGUCCUGGAAAUGGUGAAUAACAUCAAAGCUCUGCGCAGCGAGACGGAACUGCUGCUGGCCGGGAAGAUGGCCCUGCAGUUGGAUCCCCCUCAAAAAGAGCGGCUCGGGGCCGCUCUUGCCGAGAUGGACCAGCAGCUCAGGAAGCUGGCGGACACCCCCUGGCUGUGCCAGCCCGUGGAGCCCGGUGAUGAGGAGAAUGUGAUGCUGGAGCUUUCCAAACGCAGCCGCAGUGGCAAAUUCCGCCUGGUGACGAAGUUUAAGAAAAACAGCAAGAACAGAGAAGCCCGCAGUAGCCUGGGAGCCCCGGUUCACCUCUGGGGGACAGAGGAGGUUGCUGCCUGGCUGGAGCACCUCAGUCUCUGUGAGUAUAAGGACAUCUUCACGCGGCACGACAUCCGGGGCUCCGAGCUCCUGCACCUGGAGCGGAGGGACCUCAAGGUACUUCCACAGCGGCUCCUGGGAACCCGUCCCGGGCUUCCCUGCACUCCCUUCUCUGUCCCUCCCUCUGACCUGGCCAUGCUCUGGUGUCGUCGGACUCUCCUCAUGCAUGGCUCGGGGUGACACGUGGCAGUGGCCGAGAGGCCACCUCUGCCCCCCAGCAGUGAUGUCUCCACCCGCCACAGCCAAACAAAGCCAGAGCAGGAAGUAACAGAGGGGACCUUGCUUUUCUUUACCUGCUUGGACCGAUGAACUAUUGUAACAUUAAAAACCCUGUUGCCGGGCGGGGGGGGGGUCAGUCGGGGCUGGCUGGCUCAGUAGGUGGAGCAUGUGACUCUUGAUCUCAAGGUCGUGGGUUCGAGCCCCACAUCGGGGGCGGGGGCUACUUAAAAGUAAAAAAAACAGCCUGUUGUGGGACACGGCCCUGUGCUAAUUGGCCAGCGAAGGGCUGUGUGUGAUGACGGCCCCCAGUGCGCGGGUCCCUCUCCCUUUGGAGCCCACACACGGGCACACCGAGCCGCCGCAGAGCACUGCGAGGAAGCGAGUCCCGUGAACUCCUUGGUUUCCUGGUGCGCGUGAGGGUCAGGUUUCUAACACGCCGUAGGCUCCUACGUGUGCUGCGGCAUUAGGUCUGAAAAGCGUGCACACGUUAGCCUAAAAAUACUUGCUCGCUGCAAAAUGCUGUCUGUCAUCUGAGCUUUCGGUGAGCCGUCAUCACUGGUCACGGGUGACCGUAACAAAUUGAACGGCCAAAAUGUCUGAAGUAUCGGGAGAAUUACCAACACGUGACACAGAGACUCGAACAAGUGCCGUUGGGAAAACAGCCCCGGGGGGACCUGCCGGACGCAGGCCGCCAGGAACCCCGAGGUGCGGGGCACGGCGGGGGCAGUGAGACGAGGCACGCCUGUGGCCGCUGAGCCCCCGGGGGGACCAGGCGCCAGGACCGCGGGCGGAGUCCCCUGGGGCCUGCCUGAGCCUGGGGGGCGGGGGCCGGGGCCGCGCCCUGAGAGGGCGAAAGGCCCCCCCCGGGACGUCCUCACGGCCGCGCUCUCGAGUCACCUGCCUCCACCUGCUGCCGGGGGGGGGGGGGGUCUGUGUCUGUCUGGCACGAAGGCGCCGGCGCCUCUGUGGCUCGCGGGAGGGGCGUGGCGGGCGUCUGCACGGCUGUGUGUGUGUCGUUUUCACCUCGCGUCACCGUUUUCGUCCUUCUCACCGCGUUUGUGUUCGGAAGGUCGGGCGGGAAGGCCCGCGGGGGCCCGGCUCCCUGCCCGGCGUCAGGGUGC
This is a messenger RNA of Panthera uncia (snow leopard), 7814 nucleotides long. RefSeq names its product diacylglycerol kinase delta (gene DGKD). Gene Ontology annotation, biological process: intracellular signal transduction; lipid phosphorylation; diacylglycerol metabolic process. Gene Ontology annotation, molecular function: protein heterodimerization activity; protein homodimerization activity; ATP-dependent diacylglycerol kinase activity. The transcript has 29 exons. The record is from RefSeq and is a predicted model, not a curated record. Bases 3115 to 6654 code for a protein of 1179 amino acids. Lineage: Eukaryota; Metazoa; Chordata; Mammalia; Carnivora; Felidae.